Kuraishia capsulata CBS 1993 is the source of this 816-nucleotide messenger RNA. RefSeq lists its product as uncharacterized. Gene Ontology annotation, cellular component: cytosol; proteasome regulatory particle, base subcomplex; nucleus. The record is from RefSeq and is a predicted model, not a curated record. The transcript has 2 exons. Bases 1 to 816 code for a protein of 271 amino acids. NCBI's taxonomy places the organism in Eukaryota, Fungi, Ascomycota, Pichiomycetes, Pichiales, Pichiaceae. Gene Ontology annotation, molecular function: polyubiquitin modification-dependent protein binding. Gene Ontology annotation, biological process: proteasome-mediated ubiquitin-dependent protein catabolic process.
AUGGGGUUGGAGGCUACUAUGAUAAUUAUCGACAACUCCGAUUAUAUGAGAAAUGGAGAUUAUCUGACCACCAGGUUCAACGCACAAUUAGACACUGUUGAGAUGAUAUUCAGAAGAAAGAUUGGAUCGAAUCCGGAAUCUUCGGUGGGGUUGAUCUCCAUGUCUGGAGAAUCCGUGCAGGUUCUGGCUACUUUGACAACGGAUUUCGGGAGAAUACUGUCUGGAAUCCACCAAACUCACAUCAAGGGCAAAUCUCACUUGUUGACUGGAUUGCAAGUUGCAGCAUUGGCCUUAAAACAUCGCCAGAACAAAGUGCAGCACCAGAGAAUCGUGUGUUUCGUGGGCAGUCCGAUUGAUGAAUCAGAAUCUGAACUAGAAAAGCUGGCAAAGAGACUGAAGAAGAACAACGUAGCCGUUGACUUCAUCAAUUUUGGCGAGGAAUCGAAAAACACGUCCAAGCUGGAGAAAUUCAUCUCGGUGGUCAACAACCAUGAUAACUCCAACCUGGUGACUGUACCACCAGGGCCAAGGCUACUCUACGAGAGUGUUGGAUCUUCUUCUAUGUUUGAAGAUGACAAUGGAAUGGGAAUGAUGGGCGCAGGCGAUGGAUUUGAUUUUGGUGACGCUAGCAUGGACCCAGAGCUGGCUCUAGCGCUAAGUUUGUCGCUGGAGGAAGACAGGGCCAGGCAGGAGAGAGAACGCACCGAGCGCGAGAAGAAUCAGCCCAGUACAUUGGAAAAUGUCCCAGAGGAGACAAACGAGGGUUCUAGCGAGGUAAAGGAUGCCGAUACCGAUAUGAAGGAUGCCGAGGAUUAG